Molecule: messenger RNA, 360 nt
Organism: Angiostrongylus costaricensis
Lineage: Eukaryota; Metazoa; Nematoda; Chromadorea; Rhabditida; Metastrongylidae
Source: the annotation of a GenBank genome assembly
AUGCAGAAGUUCAUGAUCAGAGGUGAGAUUUUCAUCUUGUUAGAUACUCAAAAUAAUGUUAUUAAUCCUAGCCAUAUCAAGGAACACUUGAGUGACAAGAUUGACGUGGGCAACUUGACUCCCGAUCAACAGAGGUUCUAUUACUUCUCAAUAAGUGAUUUGGACAAAGAUAAUCGCAUUGAUGGUACCGAGAUAAUAAAGGCUUUAGCUCACGACCACACACAAGGCGCAGUUCCACGCUCGUUGACCCAAAGUGAUGACGAAUUGGUGACGAUGGUGGACGGCGUGCUGAAGGACAUGGACUUGAAUGGAGACGGCUACAUCGACUACGCCGAAUACGUCACCACGCAAAACUUAUAA